Molecule: messenger RNA, 992 nt
Organism: Dentiscutata erythropus
Lineage: Eukaryota; Fungi; Glomeromycota; Glomeromycetes; Diversisporales; Gigasporaceae
Source: the annotation of a GenBank genome assembly
GCCAUGAAAUUACUAGGAAUGGAAUUAGGCCGGAUAAUGAAAAGGUCAUCAAAGUUCAAGAAUACCCAGCACCGAAGACUCUGCGCCAAUUGAAAGGAUUUUUGGAUCUAUCAUCCUACUAUAAGUGGAUUAUUAAGGAAAACUGGCCAGAAGAAGCUAGGGAGGUUUUUAAAGUUGAUGUUAUAUGUAUAGAAGAUAGUAAAGAUGAAUGGUACUCAGAAAAUGAAGAUUAUAAAGAGGACUAUGAGGAUAAAGGGGAUUACGAAUCUGAGGUAGAAGAGAUGGAUUAUGAAAGGACUGAUAGUAUAGAGGAACACGUGGGAGUAGAAUCAGGCCGUAGAUUGUUAUGGGAAGGCCAUAGUGAUAUUGCUCAACAGUGGUGGGAAUAUAAGAAUGGAAAAGGAGCUGAAAUGUCACUUUCCCAGGAUGAAGUAUACUUAGUGGACGAUUUAAGGGCUAUCCAGGAUGGAAUGGGAGCCCAAAAAAAUGUUCCUUGGCCCCUUACACCCGAAGAAGUUAUAGAAGCCUCGGAGGAAGAAAAUGACCCCAAGUAUGAGGAUGAUGAAGGAUUAUCUGAUGGUAAUUAUUCUUCUUCUUCACAAUGGGAAAUGUCAAAUGACGAUGAGUCCCAAAUAGAAGUUGUAAUAAACAGUAGAUCAACAAGUCUAACCACCCCAGAGGAAGAAAUCUUGACCGAAGAGUGGAAGCCAAAAGAUGACCAGGAAAAAAUCUUUGAGCCACAAGUCAUUGAUAUCGGCACAAAAGGAAUUAGGAAAACUCAGCGCUUCAAAAGUGAGUUCUUUUCCUAUGACUAUCCUACCCUUAAUGGCCAUAUAGUAGCCCGGGAGCUCACUUUAAGGGAGGCCGUAUAUUGGGUAGAUUUUUAUGGCUAUCCUUUAAUUGCCAAUAACCCAAAUAAAUUACUAAUCCUGCAAAACCGGAUGCAAGAUGAAGUACGACAAAGUGAAGCCCGGCAGUUAAUGGCUUUAUAA